GGCUACAAAGACUGAAUCCAGUUUCAGCGCAAAGACACACAGCAAGGAGUCUCCGGAGCCGGGAGUAAAGUAUCUCCAAAAAGUGCGCAAAGCGAACAUUGAAGCUCGAAGAACAGAGAAGCUCGCCUUUGGUUCCUUCAGCCGUUCUGGACGUUCGACCACCUAAACCAGAAGAACUGCAAAUUGCGAAAGAAAAGAGCAUUAGUGCUGAAAAGUCUGUGGAUUUUUGAAAAUAAGAGACAUUCAUUUUAAAAAAGUAUUAUUUUCUGUCUUAGAGAAGAUUUUAAAGACAAUCAUUUUCGGAUCUGAGUGAUUUUAUUGCCGAGUAUUUUGUGGAUGUUGAUGCUACAAUUUAUCUUGGAAAUAUUUAGCUAAAGAUUCUUCUUUUAUUUUCUUUAUUUUUCCACAUUUCUGCGAGAAGUCCUGUUUGUUCUUGGUGUAAAAUGAAAACUUUGAACUUAUUUGAAUCUCGCCCGUGGAAUUGCUGAUCCUCUAUCGAAGACGUUUUGAUGGAGUACUUUAGCAGAGUAUUUAUGGAACUCCCAACUUUUCCGAGAUACAUCUAAUCACCCAAGAAAUCCCUUUCAAGGACAUGGACAGGUAUCAUCACCAGUAAAAGAUACAAGGUUUCUUGCUGGUUCUUUUCCAUCUUCAAGAAAAACGAUCAUUUUGCAGUACUGAAGCAGACACACAAAAGUAAAGGGACAAAAGGUAAAUCAAGCAGAGAGAAAAGAAAGAGGAAACAGCUUCAAAAGGUGUGGUGUAUUCCUCACCUCUCCUCUUGCCUUUGCCAUUUAUGAAAAUGCCUUCUGGUUUCUACGGAAACGGGCCAAGGAUGAAUGCAGCCGCUGUCCUGUCGCUGUGGCUGGCGUUGGCCUGUCCGGCGCUGCUGCUCCUCACCGUCACAUCCGCUGCACCUUCAGGCCCGGCCUCUGACACCUGCGUCACCCUGGUCCAGGGGCGUUUCUUCGGCUUCUUCUCUUCGUCUUCAGUCUUUCCGUCGCUGCCCUGCUCCUGGACCCUGCAGAAUCCCGAUCCUCGCCGCUACACUAUCUUCAUGAAGGUCACCAAGCCCACUGACGCCUGCGUGCCACGCCAACUGAAGACCUUCCAAUUCGACUCUUUCCUGGAGACCACCCGCACCUACCUGGGCAUGGAGAGCUUUGAUGAGGUGCUGAAGGUCUGUGACUCCUCCACCCGCGUGGCCUUCCUCCAGGCUGGGAAGCAGUUCCUGCAGAUGCGCAAGAUGGCACCAAGAGAGGGUACCUCAGGGAGCCUGGAGGAUGACGGAGAGUUCAAGGCUGAAUACUUGGUUGUAGGCAACAGAAACCCCAGCAUGCCGGCUUGCCAGAUGUUGUGCCAGUGGCUAGAAGAUUGCCUAACCUCCAGCACACCCACCCGUCCCUGUGGCAUCAUGCAUACCCCCUGCCAGUGCUGGGAACCUGCUCCACGAAAAGCCGAUGGCUGCUUCCGAGGUGGAAUCUUCCUGGAGAACUGCAUAACGAGCCUGAAGGAGAUGACCAGAGACGCAGAGAUCAUGGGAGGCUGGAGUGGCUGGGGGCGCUGGGCGGAGUGUACCAGUGAGUGCGGAGGAGGGAUUCAGACACGCAGCCGCACCUGUCACUCCCCCCCAGAGGAAGCCUUCCUGUGUGAAGGUGUGUUGGAAGAGGGCCGGCCCUGCAACCAGCAGCCUUGUAUUGGUAAAGUGCGCUAUACCUCCCGAAGCCAGUCACUGCGCUCCAUCGACAGCCGCAGGAGAGAUGACAAUGAACAGCCCCGCUAUGGAAACCUCUCCCCACAGACAGACACGGCAGCGGCGGAGGAGUGGUCUCCCUGGAGCGUGUGCUCUACCACGUGUGGUGAGGGCUGGCAGAGUCGCACACGUUUCUGCGUGUCGUCUUCCUACAGCACACAGUGCAGCGGGCCCCUGCGUGAGCAGAGGCAGUGCAACAACUCCGCCGUCUGUCCAGCUGCUUUGAUUGCAGUGCAUGGUGCCUGGGAUGAGUGGUCUCCAUGGAGCCUGUGCUCCUCCACAUGUGGACGGGGAUACCGGGACCGAACACGCACCUGCAGGCCACCACAGUACGGAGGGAAUCCAUGUGAUGGCCCUGAGAAACAGACCAAGUUCUGCAAUAUCGCUGUCUGUCCAGUGGAUGGGAACUGGAAUGAAUGGUCUAGCUGGAGCUCCUGCUCUGCUUCCUGUUCCAACGGCACCAUGCAACGCACACGUGAAUGUAAUGGUCCUUCCUAUGGUGGCUCUGAGUGCCGUGGUGACUGGCUGGAAACCCGAGACUGCUUCCUGAGAGAAUGCCCAGAGAAUGGGAAGUGGCAGCCAUGGAGCCAGUGGAGCACAUGCAGCAAAACAUGUGAUAGUGGCAACCAGAAGAGACAGAGGAUAUGCUUUGGACCCUUUUUUGGGGGAGAGCCAUGCCCAGGGGACCGCGAGGAAGUGCGACGUUGUAAUGAGAAGAGAUGCCCAGAACCUCAUGAGAUCUGUGAGGAGGAAAACUAUGCCAAGGUAGUGUGGAAGAAGACCCCAGCAGGAGAGACUGCUGCAGUGAACUGCCCACCUAAUGCCUCAGGACUGAUUCUCCGCCGCUGCACCCUAGACGAAGAGGGAAUUGCUUACUGGGAACCACCAACCUAUAUCAAGUGCGUCUCCAAUGAUUACCAGUCCCUCCAGAAGAUGACACGGGACCUCCUCUCAAUGGCACAGCGAGGGCGGCUGGGUGAAGGGGUGUCAGAGGUCAUUGCCAAGCUGACAGAGACCUCUCAAGAUGGAACAAGUUACAGUGGUGACAUCCUGGCCAUCAUGGAUGUGCUAAAGAAUAUGACAGAGAUCUUCAGAAGAACUUAUUAUAGCCCCAGAACAGAAGAUAUGCAGAACUUUGUUCAGACUGUGAGCAACUUGCUGUCAGAAGAGAACAGGGAGAGAUGGGAGGAAGCUCAACUAAUGGGUCCCAAUGUCAAAGAGCUCUUCCGUCUGGUAGAGGACUUCAUCGAAGUAAUUGGUUUCCGUAUGAAGGAUUUCAGAGACUCGUAUCAGGUCACAGAGAACUUGGUGCUCAGCAUCCACAAGAGGCCAGCUAGUGGGGCCACUGAUAUCAACUUUCCCAUGAAGGGCUGGAGAGGAAUGGUAGAGUGGGCACGGAACGCAGAAGAUAAGGUCAUUGUCUCCAGGAAUGCUCUGUCCUUGGGCAAACCAGAUGUAGAUGAUUCCUCUGUGUUUGUGACGGGGAUUGUUCUAUACAGAAACCUGGGCAACAUUCUUUCAUUGCAACGGAACAGCACUGUGCUCAACUCUAAGGUGAUUUCAGUCACGAUCAAGCCCAACCCUGGCUCUUUAUCAGCUCCUGUUGAGAUUGAGUUCUCUCACCUGUACAACGGAACCAUCAACCAGACCUGCAUUUCAUGGGAUGAGAGUGAAAGCUCCUCUCUGCUUGGAUCGUGGUCUGGCAGAGGAUGCAGAGCGGUCCCAGUCGAUUCAUUCAGAACUAAAUGUGUCUGUGACAGACUCUCUACCUUCGCCAUUUUAGCACGGCUAAAUCCUGAUAUGAACAUGGACAAAGUCCUUCUGCCCUCGGUGACUCUGAUUGUGGGCUGCGGAGUGUCCUCUCUCACUCUGCUCCUCCUCAUCAUCAUCUAUGUGUCUGUGUGGAAGUAUAUCCGUUCAGAGCGCUCAGUCAUCCUAAUCAACUUCUGCCUGUCUAUCAUAUCAUCCAAUGCCCUAAUCCUAAUUGGACAAACACAGACCAGAAACAAGGUGGUGUGCACUCUGGUUGCUGCAUUCCUGCACUUCUUCUUCCUGUCCUCAUUCUGCUGGGUGCUGACAGAGGCAUGGCAGUCCUACAUGGCGGUCACAGGCCGCCUGAGAAACCGCAUCAUCCGCAAGCGCUUCCUCUGCUUGGGUUGGGGUCUCCCUGCUCUGGUUGUUGCUGUGUCUGUGGGAUUCACCAAAGCUAAGGGAUAUGGCACUGUCAACUAUUGCUGGCUUUCUCUGGAAGGAGGUCUCCUUUAUGCCUUCGUGGGACCAGCUGCUGCUGUCGUUUUGGUGAACAUGGUUAUUGGGAUUCUGGUUUUUAACAAACUUGUAUCCAAAGAUGGGAUUACAGAUAAGAAACUGAAGGAGCGGGCAGGUCAGAUGACAGUGCCUCUGUACAGUAUGACGCUCAAAUGUGCCAAGUGCGGAGUAAUCUCGUCGGCUGACGUUUCCACCACAGCCACCAGUAACGCCAUGGCGUCGCUGUGGAGCUCCUGUGUUGUUCUGCCCCUGCUGGCCCUGACUUGGAUGUCAGCGGUACUGGCCAUCACAGACCGCCGCUCAGCCCUCUUCCAGAUUCUCUUCGCUGUUUUUGAUUCAUUGGAGGGCUUUGUGAUUGUCAUGGUGCACUGCAUCUUGCGGCGAGAGGUGCAGGAUGCCGUGAAGUGUCGUGUGGUGGAUCGUCAGGAUGAGGGAAAUGGAGAUUCUGGGGGGUCCUUUCAAAAUGGACAUGCACAGCUCAUGACGGAUUUUGAGAAAGAUGUCGACAUGGCUUGCCGAUCAGGCACCCUUAAGCGGUCAUCACUGCAAGGAGAUGAAAAGAUGGCACCCCAGCAGCUUACUCUCCAGAAAGGAUCCAACUUCAAUACUCUCCCAGCCAAUAUGACCAAAAUGCACCUGCAGAAUGUCGCAGACUAUGCCAGCCAUACCCUGACGCUGAAGAGGGACAAGAGUGGUGUGGGAAGCGAGCUGCCCAGUGCCAAGUCCAUAUACAUCUGUGACGGGGAGCUCUUCAAGCAAUUAGAUGCAGACUUGACCCGCACACAGAGUGAAUCCAGUGCUCCUGAUGGAAGCAGCUAUGUACUGUUGCCAAACAACACCUCAACUCUUCGUGCUAAACCCAAAGAAGACUCCGCCAAGUACAACAUCAGCAUCGAACAACUUCCACAGACUCGGCUAAUUCACCUUAGCACCCCAGCAGGAGAACCAAUCCCCGGCUUUGGACUGAAGACACUGCCUGCAGACAGGGUCAGUGUGUCCUGCUCUGAAAGAGACUCCCCUGUGCAGAAUCUGCAGAAUAUCUCCAGUGAGUCCCAGAUGACCAACAGCCUGUGUGACGCUGGAGACUCAGGAAAUUCAGGCAUGAUGUCCAAGAGCGAGACGGUCUCCACUCUGUCCAUGAGCUCUUUAGAGAGAAGAAAGUCCCGCUACGCAGAACUGGAUUUUGAGAAGAUCAUGCACACACGGAAGAGACACCAGGACAUGUUCCAGGAUCUGAACAGGAAGCUUCAGCAUGCUGAGAAAGACAGAGAGUCUCCACCUGUGGAUGGCAAGUCUGUCAAGAGAUGGAGUGUCUCAUCAGGUGGCAGUGACAAAACAAACCUCAGUGACAAACAGCAGACUCCUAGCAAGAGAGCAUGGGAAGGAAUACGCAAACCUCACUCCCCUCCUUCCUGGGUACGCAAAGAUCUAGAGCCUCUGCAGGCCUCACCGCUGGAGCUGAAGUCAGUGGAAUGGGAGAAGGCUGGAGCCACCAUCCCCCUGGUAGGCCAAGAGAUCAUAGACCUGCAGACCGAAGUCUGAGAGACCAGGGACCAGUCACCACAACUCCUCUCCUCUUCAUUUCACUUGGGUUUGAAACAGAUGAACGCAGCAGAGCACAUGAUCAAACCGUAGAGAAAGCGGGAGGAAGCGUGUUGAAUUCUUUUCUGUAAUACCAGGGCAGGUAUUUCUUAAAGAAAUCAAAAAAAGAAAAGGAGAAUUCAAAAGAAAAGCCUCCAGUUAAUCUGAAAAGGAUGACCUGUUCUGUGCCAGUGUGGGACAUACCUCGCUCGUGAUUAGGGCUUGAGAGAGCCUACCAGGCCUUUUCUGACAUGUAUGGAGACCGUGUGUUACUGCUGACAAGGAAGCAGGAUUUCAAUAUCUGCUGGAGCUUGUCCAGGACUGACAAUACAUCUCCCAGCAUUAACGGAAAGUGGAAAUGUUACAUGGAAAAUACCCUUAUCCAUGGGGGAAUCCUUGGACUGCAAUUGUUUUGCUUUAUUUUAUGUUGCUGUAGAUGGACACAAUUCAAAAGUGACACUACUGAAGUACAGCCACCAAACUGUCAGUUCUACUUUGCCUUGAAUUUUUUUUACUAGAGGCAUAGUUGGUCAAUAUGAACUCUCUUGUAGCUGACCUACGGAGGUGUCAGAAUAUUAUGAAGCAAUCCGAUUAAUGAAGCAAUGUGAAAAUGCCUCUUUUUGUGACAGAUUUCCACUAAACAGAAUUAUUUCCCCCUACUUAUUACACCACUAAGCCCUCAACCUCAUCCUCACUGAUGGGAAUUAAGACUGCUGGUAGCUUUAUUCAAAAGAAACAAUGUAAAUGGGUAAAAUGCAAAGUUACAAAACAAGAACAGGGUUCCAGACAGUGUUGUCCAAGCUCUUCAUGAGUAUCAUCCAAAAUGAUGCUCAUGUCCAGAUUUUCUCAACAAUUAGGAAAAGAAAGCAGCUCCAUGAGAGAGCCUCUGGUUUAUCUUUAAGACGUCUCUUAUCCAUAACCAGGUGGAGAGCCUCAACAUGUCGAUUCAUAGAGCACUGAGCGUUGUCAAUGAGCAGCUAUCAGUGAGGUGGGGAGGAGGGCUGCACAGAGAAGUGAACUCUGGAACGUCUGGGCGGGUGCUGACGAAAAACAGUAGGAUAAGCUGACUGUUAAAAGUUCCCCAGCCAAACCAGCCAUGGCUAGUUUUUGCCUUGCAGUGCUUCAGGUUCUGAUGACAGAAACUCAGACCCGCUUUCUACAGCAGGCCCAGUCCUCAACUGAGAAUUCUGAUCUCACUGUCUUGGGGCCAGCUGAUUAAAGAAAAUCUUUCUGUAUAAUCAACAUGAAUGGAAAGCAAUGAUCUAAUGGCUGCUUGAUAUGCAAGCAUAAUGGAUAGAUAUAAUGCAUAGUUAAUUUUCAGAAUAAUGGAAUAUUUUUGUUAUUUAAAUAUAUACCAGUAUAUAUAUACAGCAUAUAGAUAAGCUA
Messenger RNA from Lepisosteus oculatus (spotted gar), 6988 nucleotides. RefSeq names its product adhesion G protein-coupled receptor B1a (gene adgrb1a). Gene Ontology annotation, cellular component: plasma membrane; postsynaptic density; dendrite. Lineage: Eukaryota; Metazoa; Chordata; Actinopteri; Semionotiformes; Lepisosteidae. The record is from RefSeq and is a predicted model, not a curated record. Gene Ontology annotation, molecular function: G protein-coupled receptor activity. Gene Ontology annotation, biological process: cell surface receptor signaling pathway; engulfment of apoptotic cell; adenylate cyclase-activating G protein-coupled receptor signaling pathway.